This is a messenger RNA of Malania oleifera, 1276 nucleotides long. RefSeq names its product small ribosomal subunit protein uS5x. Gene Ontology annotation, biological process: translation. The coding region runs from base 231 to 1043 and encodes 270 amino acids. The record is from RefSeq and is a predicted model, not a curated record. Gene Ontology annotation, molecular function: RNA binding; structural constituent of ribosome. NCBI's taxonomy places the organism in Eukaryota, Viridiplantae, Streptophyta, Magnoliopsida, Santalales, Ximeniaceae. The transcript is spliced from 2 exons. Gene Ontology annotation, cellular component: ribosome; cytosolic small ribosomal subunit.
ACACGAUCCAAAAUCCAAUCCCUUUUAUUUUACCCGUUAUGAUCCGAUCCAAACCCGACCCGUGACCCGUUUUACCAUCCUAUCUCACUCUCUUCCGCAAACCCUAGCUCCCUCUCCUCACAUAUAAACCCCAUCUCCAUUUCUAGGUCUCUCUCUACUCCCAUCUCCUCUCUCGCACCGGCCUCUCACUUUCUUUCGCAAAAACCUAACCAUUCUCACUCACCGUUUCCAUGGCUGAGAGAGGCGGAGAGCGUGGCUUUGGCCGUGGAUUCGGCCGUGGCGGACGUGGUGACCGCGGCCGCGGGCGUCGUCGUACUGGAGGUCGGCGAGACGAAGAAGAGAAGUGGGUUCCCGUGACAAAACUCGGACGCUUGGUGAAAGAAGGGAAGAUUCGAAGCCUCGAGCAGAUCUACCUCCACUCUCUUCCCAUCAAGGAGCACCAGAUCGUCGACACUCUCAUCGGUCCGUCCCUCAAGGACGAGGUCAUGAAGAUCAUGCCCGUCCAGAAGCAGACUCGUGCCGGUCAGCGCACCCGGUUCAAGGCCUUUGUCGUCGUCGGUGACGGCAACGGGCAUGUCGGAUUGGGCGUGAAGUGCAGCAAAGAAGUUGCGACGGCGAUUCGUGGUGCGAUCAUACUGGCGAAGCUGUCUGUGAUCCCGGUGAGGAGAGGGUACUGGGGAAACAAGAUUGGGCUGCCGCAUACUGUGCCGUGUAAGGUCACCGGAAAGUGCGGGUCGGUUACCGUGCGGAUGGUUCCAGCACCGCGAGGAGCUGGUAUUGUUGCCGCUAGGGUUCCCAAGAAGGUUCUGCAGUUCGCUGGGAUUGAGGAUGUGUUCACUUCAUCUCGGGGUUCAACGAAAACCCUUGGAAAUUUCGUCAAGGCUACCUUUGACUGUUUGUUGAAGACUUAUGGGUUCCUGACACCAGACUUUUGGAGGGAGACGCGCUUCUCAAAAUCUCCAUUCCAAGAGCACACUGAUCUGUUGGCCAAGCCCACCGGCAAGGCAGUAUACCUGGAGGAUGUCGAGAAGGUUGAAGCUUGAGUUACAUUGAAUCCUUUAUUAGGAUUUAAGGGUUUUGUUAGGAACUCAUAAAAUAGAGUACUUGUUAUUUAAUUUCUAUCCUUUUUUAUCCUGAAGGAUGAUUUGUUUGCCUGUUUCUGGAUUGUGUCAUGUGAACUGCUUUUUGUUUCAAAUUUAUGUCUUUAUCUUGAUUUCCCUUCAAUGUUAUAGUCCAAGAACAUGCAGAUCUGAAUGGAAAUAUCCUUGUUUGAUAA